Molecule: messenger RNA, 2709 nt
Organism: Sporothrix brasiliensis 5110
Lineage: Eukaryota; Fungi; Ascomycota; Sordariomycetes; Ophiostomatales; Ophiostomataceae
Product: het domain containing protein
Exons: 1
Coding region: 1-2709 (902 amino acids)
Source: RefSeq, a predicted model, not a curated record
AUGGUCUUCACACACCAGCCUUUGGAUGUUGCCCGGAACGAGUUCCGCUUGCUGCGGCUGCACCCAGCAGAGUCGUUUGAUGCGCCACUUCGGGUUGGCCUCUUCCACGCCAGUCUUGACGCCGCACCUGAGUAUGAGGCUCUGUCGUACGUCUGGGGCAAGCCCUGGGGUGACUUCUCUGUGCUGGUGACGGACGCUCGCGAGGCCGCUGACGACGACGACGACGCGGAGCUAUCAUCGCUCCCAAUCACGCCCUACCUCGAUACGGCGCUCCGGCAAGUGCGCUUUCGCGGCCAGGACCGCAUUCUUUGGGUCGAUGCUCUGUGCAUCAACCAACAAGACCUGGCCGAGCGCAGCCGCCAGGUACAGCAGAUGCGCCGCAUCUACGAGUCGUGCGUGGCCGACGUGGCGUACCUCGGACCCCACCCGCCGCUGCCGCUCACCGACAAGGAUGUGGAGGACGUCGACAGCGACACCGACGAGGCCCGGGCGGCACAAGAGGUGGGUGCCGUGGCGGGUGAGACGGACGAGCAAGCCGCGGCGCGUACGCUAGCGGCCAAGCAGGCCUGGAAACGAAGCAGGGCCGAGCAACGUCGCGUUGGGAACAGCAGCAGACGCGCACAGAAAUUGCGCGACGGACUGGCACUGAUGCGACAGAUUGCCGACCGCGACGCCGCAGCUCUGACGGUCAUGGUACAGAGAUGGAAAGACAUCGGGAGCUUUUCGUUUAUGGACGACGCCGAGGAGGCGGCGGAGAAGGACAAGGCCAAGCCGGUCAAAGACGAGUACGACCCAGAGGAUUCGCGCCAGAAACGGUACCUGGAUUUCAAGCAGAUCCGCAGCCUGUACGCGACAUUUUCGGACGCAGAGCUGUGGACGCGCGUGUGGAUUGUGCAGGAGCUGUCGUGCGCGCCGCGCGUGCUCUUGGCUGUGGGCAAGCACCAUGCGUAUGGGGGUGGCCAAGACGAGGGCGACACGGGCGGUGCUGUGGACGUGCCAACAGACGCCGGCACAGAGGACGAUGGGGGCGGAAAGGCCGACAUGCUCGACACUCUCGACACGCUCGACUGGGACCGGGACAUUGUGGGCGGGUUCCUCGACGACUUUGCCUACGCAGAUGCCUUCCACUCGUCGUGGAGCCACGGCACUGUUGGCCCUGCAGCGCACAGAAUCUUUUCGCGCGUACGGUCGAUCCAUCUCCAGCGGCAGGUCAUCCGCAAAACGAGGACGGAGCAUGGCGGCACGGGCUUUCUGCGGCGGUCUACUCGGGGCGGGUUCUUCCAAGAGGAGGAGGAGCUCGAGCGGGAGCUGCUGAAAUCGAGUGUGGACGAGGGCAGCGUCGAGGGCAAGAAGGAGGCGAAGGAGGCGAAGGCGUCGACGGUUGCCAACGAGGCGCCCUCUGAUCCGAGCCUCAUCAAUGUGCUCGCCCGCUUCAAGUGGACACAAGCGACUGAUGCGCGCGACAAGGUGUACGGGCUGCUCGGCCUGGUCGCCGAAGCGCCGCGGCUCCCGCCCGUCGACUACAAGCAGCCGGUGGCUAGUGUCUACAGCGAUGCGGCCCAGGCCAUCAUCGAGACCAGCGGCACGCUGGACGUCAUCAGCCAGAAUCCUUUUGAUGGCGACGACGAUGACGACGAUAAUGAGACUGGUGCCAAAGGACGUGCACCCGGCUUGCCGUCGUGGGCGCCGAAUUUCGACCGCAGUUUCUACACGGACUUUUACGACGAGUUUGCGACGAUCCUGUUUGCGCAGCGCGGGAUUUAUGCGGCGGGGAAGCCGGACUGCAAGCACCUGCUGCCGCUCCAGGUGGAGGAGGGCUCGUUUGGUGGCGUGGCGGGCGAGGGGGGCGACGCCGACGAGCAGGCGCCGAUUACGUUUCGCAGUCUCCGUCUGCGUGGCACCAUGCUUGGCCGCGUGGCGCCGCUCAAGCAGGGGCCUUGGGAGGAGAACGGCAAAAGCUACGUCGAUUUCGGGGAUGGCGUUGCGCUGUUUUCCCAUUACAAGAAAUUAUACUACGACACAAUCGAAGGCGUCGAAGGAGUCGAAGGAGUCGAAGGGGGCGAACGGGGCGAAGAGGGCAAACCCAGCAGCGGCAAAACAGUGUAUGCCGCCACGGGCGAACCGUUUUGGGACGCCUUUUGGCGCACCAUCAGCGGCGACUGCACGGCCUACCCGAUCCGCCGACUGACGGCGGAGGAGCGCGCGCAGUGCAGCAGCGGCCUGGCGGAGGUGUGCCGACUGCAUGAGGCCGAGCUGGAGAAGGAACGGAACGAGACAAAGGGCUUUACGACCGACGAGGAGUGGGAGAAAUACCGCAGAAACAAGGUGUACAAUAACGAUCAGCCGUCGACGGCGCUCGUUGAAACGCUGCCGGCAACGCGGAUACUGCGGCGCAUGGCGCGGCGGUGGGGCAUGGCGCACACCGUGCAGGAUGGCCGUCUGCCGAGCGGCGGCGGGCUGCUGCUGAUGGUGCGCGCCGUGGCGGCGCCUGGCGACGUGGUGGCGGUCCUGGACGGAUCUAAGGUGCCGGUGGUGCUGCGGGCGCAGGACGCAGGGGCGCUCUCGACAGGGGCAGGCGAUGGAGACGACGGCACGACGGCCUACUACAAGUACGUGUGUCCGGCGUAUGUGCACGGCUACAUGGACGGCGAGGCGGUGGCACAGGUGGCCGAUGGGCGGUUGACCGAGCAGGACAUUGUGCUGGUGUAG